CACACGACACGCACACCCGGUUGACUCUAGUCCAUGUCUCUCCCCCUGCUAUCGCGCAUCGCACCCCUCCUCUUCCGCCGCCAGUUAUCCACCACUACAGCAUCCAUCAUGGCCGACAAGCAGGUCCGCCUCCGGCUCAUCUUCGUCCUCGCCGCCGCGUUUGGCGUGCUCUACCUCGCCCAUGUGCGCGGGUACACCUCGACUGCGUUGUCGUACGCCGGCGUCGCGGGCAGCAGCGGCGGCGGGGACUUUGCCACCACCAACACCCACGCCCACGGCCACGGCCUCACCGCGGCCCACGCUGACCACGUCCAAGUUAUCGUCACCUUCAAGAAGGGCGCCUCGAGCGCCGACAAGGCUGCGAUCCUUAACGGCGUCGUCGCCAAGGGCGGCAAGGUCGUCGACAAGUCGGACGCCGACUCGUCGAUCUUCCCCUACGCCGUCGUCUCCAUCUCGCCCGACUCGUUCGCGGCCCUCCAGUCCGCCUCGCUUGACGACAAGCACGACGUCAUCAAGGGUGUUGAGGAGGACAAGGAGGUCAGGAUCCAGUAAACCUGGGCAGCGCCCUCAUGAACGUUGUACCCAUGCUGCUACCAUGCAAAGUUAUCAAAUGA
Messenger RNA from Vanrija pseudolonga, 614 nucleotides. RefSeq lists its product as uncharacterized. NCBI's taxonomy places the organism in Eukaryota, Fungi, Basidiomycota, Tremellomycetes, Trichosporonales, Trichosporonaceae. Bases 34 to 552 code for a protein of 172 amino acids. The record is from RefSeq and is a predicted model, not a curated record. The transcript has 4 exons.